CCGUCCAGGCGUCCACCCGGCAGCCUCUGCGGCUGGCGUUCUGUCACCCUAGCAACCGGCCGUGAACUAGACGGCUCGGGAAGCCGCGCACGGUUCCGUCACAUCCCGCACCAAGACUGGCGCUAGUCGGCCGGGGGGGGGCGGUGCGUGUGGCACUUUAGAAAAGCCACUUACAAGAAUAUAUGGAAUUUGUAGUGAUAUCGAAACAGUUUCUGUGAAAAUUUGGCUAAUUACAGAAUUAUGGUUCGACUAACAGUGGAUCUAGUUGCUAAAAGCAUCAAUCACAAAAACCGCAAGGACGAAUCCCUGGCACAGUACCUGAGAAAGAUAACUCACCUGAACUUAUCAGAUAAAAAUAUUGAUACAAUUGAUGACCUCUCUUUGUGCAGAAAUCUUAAUGUCCUGUAUUUGUAUGAUAACCAAAUUAGACAAAUCCAUAACUUGUGCUUUGCUUCCAAUCUAACACACCUGUACCUGCAAAACAAUUGCAUUUCAUGUAUAGAGAACCUCACAUCACUGAAAAAACUUGAGAAACUGUAUCUGGGCGGCAAUUACAUCACGGUAGUAGAGGGCUUGGAAACAUUAGAAGAACUGAGAGAGCUACAUGUUGAAAGCCAGCGGCUACCUCUUGGAGAAAAGCUCUUGUUUGAUCCCAGAACUCUUCAUUCUCUGGCGAAAUCUUUGUCAGUGUUGAAUAUCAGCAAUAACAAUAUAGAUGAAUUGGGAGAAUUAGCACUUCUGGAAAAUAUUUCUCAUCUUAUAGCAGUUGACAAUCAACUUCACCAUGUGAAGGAUUUGGAGUUUGUAUUGAACAAAUGGACCAAGCUGUGCAGAAUGGAUCUUAAAGGGAAUCCUGUUUGCCGCAAACCAAAAUACAGGGACAGGCUUAUUAUACAGUCAAAAACUCUAGAAUCCCUUGAUGGGAAAGAAGUAAAAGAAAUGGAAAGACAAUUCCUAAUGAAUUGGAAAGCAUCCAAAGCCUCUAGGAAAAAAAGCAAGGAAGAGAGCGUGACAAAUGAGUAUGCAGCUUAUCCACAUUUCUAUGACUUUGGAACAGGCCAUCCCAUUGUUCCUGUUUAUUACAAUCCUUCUGAAAAAGGAAAACCAAAAUUUGUUAUUUUAUCUGAGCUACAUAGGUCUCCACAUAACAGAGAAGAACCUCUGCAAAGACCCCAGGAAGGAAGUAAUGUUAAUGUUACCAAAAGAAUCAGGAGAGCACUAAUGUCAGCCGAUCUCCAACUUGGGAGAACCAGCCCCUGUCAUAUAUGAAAUAUCUGGCAUACCUUUCAGUAGCAAAGGCUUCAGAAUCAGGUCCUUCCGGAGGUAUUAUUUUACAAAGAGUGGUGAACUGGUGAAAAGGACUGCCGCUGAGAUGGGAGUCAAGUACAGUAGUAAUGUAGUUGAAGCAAAACUUGGGUUACUAUAUGGGACUGAAUAAAUUAAAGGAACAUUAGUCAGUUUUGUGAUUGGGAUUCUCUGACAGUCCUUUCUGAAAGUCAGGAAGGAAUUUUUCACUGAUUGUUCUGAGCUUCUCUCUGAAUCAUUUUUUGUUGUAGUUUUCAAGAGACAGUUUUAGGUCCUCUGGCACAAAGAUGAGAAAACCCAAACUGGAAUAAAGUUUAAAUUAAAAAAAAAACAAAAAAAAUUUAAAUGUAGAGGACAGAGCUAGCUAGAUGAUCCUCAAAUAAUUUCAGACAUGGAAAGGAUUCAUGGCCUGCUUCUGGUCUUACAUAAUAAUGAGUCAAAUUCUGCCCUCAUUAAUUCGUUGCUUUCUGUCAGCUCUCCACCACUUCACUGAAGUAUGGCCGUAGGAGACUAGAAAAUAGGUUAGAAAUGGGAUCUUUCAUGAGACAUGUUUUUUUUAAAUAUCAAAUAACAAAACAGAAAUUAUAAACAAA
Chelonoidis abingdonii (Abingdon island giant tortoise) is the source of this 1898-nucleotide messenger RNA. It is a transcript of the gene PPP1R42, whose product is annotated as protein phosphatase 1 regulatory subunit 42. The record is from RefSeq and is a predicted model, not a curated record. Lineage: Eukaryota; Metazoa; Chordata; Testudines; Testudinidae. Gene Ontology annotation, molecular function: protein binding.